AUUGGGCCAUAUUCCUUCGUACAUAAAGAAGAAGCAUUCCCAAGCAUCACUUGGGAAGCCCAUGAAUCAAGGGAAAACUGAAGACCGGCUUGAAGAUGAAGCUCCACCGCCACUUGUUCCCAGUGAAAUUGGUCAUACUGAGAAACGAUUGCAAAGGGAAGGCACAUUCAACCGAAAGGAUGACGACAAAGGAGAAAUUGUUCCUACCGAUGUUGAGAAGCAGCUAGAAGAUACGUUGAGGGACUUGACCGAAGAGAAGCAAAUGCUCCUGGCACAGAAUCAGUGGCUCCAGGAAGAAUCGGCGUCGCGGCUGAAGAUAAUUGAAACAGAGAGUCAGAGGAAUAAGCAGCUGGAGAUCACUCUGCAACAGAUGACCGAGAAAAUGGAUCGAAUGAGAAGUGAAAUCGCUGGCACGGAGAGCAUCGCCGAACUACAUCGUAACCGAGAUGAGCUGAGGCGUCAAGUUGAGAACCUGAUUACGGAAAACGCCUCCUUGAGGAAAGAGAACGAAACGUUUCGGAAACAGCAGAGCGAAGAUAUUCUGUGCUUGGAAGAGGAUUUUGAACCGAAUCAACCCAACCCGACGAUUGAACAUCUGGAACGGAAUCUGAAGAAGUAUCGUGCGGCCCGAAGGAAGUUGAAAGGAGUUAUCGAGAAGCUGAUUUCCGAAAACCAUCGCUUGCGAGAAUCUAUCGAGAACCACCGGAACGAAGGAUCAUUUGCCGAGAAUGAUGCAGUCGGAAUGAAGGUUAAUCCCCUAGAUGGGGAUGUCAGUGAAGACGAAGAGAUCAUCAACAGGACGAAUUACUUUGAAGAGCGAAGGAAACAGAAACGAUCCCAGCAGAAGUGCAUCGAUGUCAGGAAGUAUGCGUUGUGA
Molecule: messenger RNA, 877 nt
Organism: Ochlerotatus camptorhynchus
Lineage: Eukaryota; Metazoa; Arthropoda; Insecta; Diptera; Culicidae
Exons: 1
Coding region: 62-877 (271 amino acids)
Source: RefSeq, a predicted model, not a curated record